ACAUGACUUAACAGAGUUUGGAGAGUAUCUGGAUGCGGACGGCGAGCUCCUUCUCCUCCAAGUGUAUCAGCUUCAGGCAAUCAGGAGGAGCGCGAUGGUUUGUCCUGCAGCUCUCUGUCCCUCUGCCUCUCCUGCGACUUAACAUAUAUAUAUAGGCUAUAUAUAUAUAUAUCUCAUAAUACAUUUCAACUUUUGUUCUGCCACACAGACUAAAAGGGAAUUUCUUUUUUUUUAAUGAUCAUUUUUCCUUAUGAUUGAUCUUUUUCUCUGUAAUAAAUAUGAGAGGUCGGGUUGCUGUCACUUGGAAUUUAACAGGCUGUGUGCCAUUUCUUAUGCUGUUUUACGAGUAGGAUAAGGAAACAACAAAAAGGUGUGACAAGAGAUUGGCGGACAACUGUGGAUUUCUACGAGUAACUCCUACCUUCCAGAGGGAUUGAGGGGGGCAUCUGCCGGACCCCCCUCUUGAUUGAUUAGUUAUUAGUCAUCCCCUUGGCUAAAUGGGACCCACUGAAAAGAAACCGUGGAACACAUACAUGAAUGAAAUAUUCCUGUGUCCCCUGAAUGUCUCCAGAGUAGUUUUGCUUAAGAGAGGGGGUCGUGGCUUAGCAAUAUAAAGAGGGAAAAACAGCAUAGCUUUAUGGGUUUAUUAAGACAGUUUAUACGGUUUGACAUUCUGCCGCUGUAAAAAGAGAAGGGAAAAACUCGGAGGAUCCUAAACAGAAGGACAUUUUGGACAUAUAUAUAUAUUUUCCAGUUCUUUACUUGUUUAUUUUAUUUUUACUCAUCUUAAUUUUAUUUCAUUUUUUUAUUUCUUUAUUCUCUCUUUUUUUUUUUUGCCCGAAAAAUGAAACUUUGGACAUCACCCUGGGUGUCUUGCCUGGUGAUUCUCAUCUUGUGUUUUGGAUCAGAGUGCGGGACAGUCCGGAGAAAGGGGAGAUCCAAGAGGGAGCUGGUGCGUAUUAGGGAGGCGAGAGCCACCAUCCCUGGGGCUUGUGCCACACGCCUGCCCCGGGGCAAGCGCUCUUUACCCGGGCUUGAGCGGCGGGUUCUCCGCCAGCGCCGGCGCUCAUCUCACGCUGAGGAAAACUCUCCGGAUCGGGGGAAAGCUGUUUAUUUCACCGGCCGGGGAGACCAGCUGCGGCUGAAGCCUGGUGUGGAGAUACCCAGGGGAAAUUUCACUCUGGAGAUGUGGAUCAAACCGGAGGGAGGUCAGCGAUCGCCCACAGUAAUCGCUGGACUUUAUGACAAAUGUUUCUACGCUUCCAGUGACAGAGGUUGGCUGCUUGGGAUCCAGGCAGUUAGCGAACAUGGAAACCGGGAUCCUCGAUUCUUCUUUUCCCUCAAAACUGACCGUGCUCACAAAGUGACCUCCAUUUAUGCUAACGCCCGUUAUGUACCUAACCAAUGGGCACAUGUUGCGAUCACAUAUGAUGGUGUGUACAUGAAGCUCUUUGUCAACGGGGCCCAAGUUGGUGUUAGCCGAGAGCAGUCGGGCGAUAUCUUCAGUCAUUUAACUAAAAAAUGCAAAGUGCUGAUGAUUGGCGGGAAUGCACUCAAUCACAAUUACAGGGGUGCAGUUGAAAAAGUGGGUUUGUGGAGGCAAGCCCGUGGACAGAGAGAUAUCAUAAGGGAUAUGCAAGGGCAUGAAGACCCUGGAGACCUACCUCACUUAGUCAUUCGUGAAACCUUUGAGCACCCAGGUCGCAAGUGGUUGACAGUUAAAGAUGGUAAUUUCCCUCAGCCAGAGAAGGGAGGCCCUGGACAACAAGGAUUUGUCAGUAGAGAUGGAGUGGGAAAUAAUGAAGGACUAUUGGACACAACUCUAGAACCUCCAGCUUGUGGCCAAACUGUUUGUGACAACACUGAUGUCAUCAAAAACUACAACCUGCUUUGGACUUUCCGUAGGCCAAAGAAAGUACGAUAUCGUGUUGUAAAUAUUUGGGAUGAUGCAAAGAAGAGACCAACUGUAUUAGACAACCAAAUUAUCUUGCAACACCAGAAGCUUAACGAUGCCUUUAGUCCUUACAAUAUAUCCUGGGAACUCAGCAUUCAUAAUGUGACCAGCUCCUCCCUACGUGACCGCUUAAUUCUUGCCAACUGUGAUAUUGGCAAAAUUGGUAACGAUGAAUGCGACCCUGAAUGUAAUCAUCCACUGACGGGGUUUGACGGAGGUGACUGUAUAUUUGGACAUCCAACCAACUGUCCUAACCACAAACUGGGAAAUGGAGUAUGUGACACUGAAUGUAACUGUGAUCAUUACUUCUACGAUAACGGCGAUUGUUGCAACCCCAAUGUGACAGAUGUGACCAAGACAUGUAUCAACAGUUCCUCUCCACACAAAGCCUUUUUGGAUAUGAAAGAGCUGAAAGAGAUUCUACACUUGGAUGGUUCAACUCACCUGAAUGUCUUCUUUGCCAAUUCUUCUGAUGAAGACCUGGCAGGGGUUGCCACUUGGCCCUGGGACAAAGAGGCCCUUACAUAUUUGGGAGGAAUGGUGCUCAAUCCCUCUUUUUAUGGAACAUUUGGUCACACCGACACAAUGGUCCACGAGAUUGGACAUACCCUUGGAUUAUACCAUGUGUUUCGGGGCAUAUCAGAGAUUGACUCCUGCAAUGAUGUCUGUUUGGAAACCGAGCCCUCGAUGGAGACUGGAGACCUCUGUGCAGACACUAACCCCACCCCAAAGUACAAAGAGUGCAAUGAUCCCGAACCAGGCAAUGAAACCUGUGGCCAUCAGCACUUCACACACACCCCGUUUAACAAUUACAUGAGCUACACAGAUGAUGCUUGUACAAAUUCAUUCACAUUAAACCAGAUGGCUAGGAUGCACUGCUACUUGGACCUCAUCUACCAGACAUGGCAACCAACCUACAAACCUCCUCCAGUGGUGAUGGCACCUCGAGUAGUUGAGCAACAUCACAACUCUUUCACCCUGGAAUGGUUUCCACCAAUUUCUGGACAGUUUUACGACAGAGAAGUGGGAUCAGUGUGUGAUAAAUGCACUGAAGGGAGAGUUCUACUGCAGUACGCCUCUAACUCUUCAUCACCAAGACCAUGCGACCCUUCAGGACACUGGUCCCCCAGAGAAGCUGAAGGCCCUCCAGAUGUAGAGCAAGCUUGUGAGCCAAGUGUGCGUACAUGGAGCCCAAAUGCAGGAACUGACCAAGGUGUUGUUGGCCUGUCUGAGUGCCCCCCACAGGGCUGUAUGCUACAACUGGAGUUCCAACACCCAGUGGUGCCCGAUUCGCUGACUGUAUGGGUGACAUUUUUCAGCCCAGAGGAGAGCGCUCUGCCUGCUAUCCAUGAAAUCUUACUUCUGACUGUGAGAGGAAAUAACAUUUCACUGGGCCCCCGUUAUGUUUUCUGUGACACUCCAUUGACUCUCAAACUGGACGUGGAAGAAGAGGUGUAUGGUGUACAGUUUUACACAAUGGAACAACACCUAGAGAUUGACGCAACUUUGUUGACAUCCAAGCCGGACUGCAUAUUUUGCAGGCAUUGCAAACCCCUCAGAUAUCGCCUGUUACGCCAACCAGCCUUCUCCCAUGCCCCACAUGGCCUGAUACUAAUUGAACCUGUCCGCCGUUACACAGACAGAGAUGUGGUACUGCAUGUCCCAUACACCUACCAGAUCCAGACAAUCUCCCGCUGGGGUAAGAGUGAGCCCUCUCCACCCCUGGUACACGAACUUGGUGGUCCCUAUUGUGGAGAUGGAAGGAUCCAGAGUUCUAAAGGAGAGGAGUGUGAUGAUAUGAACUCUGUGAAUGGAGACGGCUGUUCAAGUCAGUGCAAGGAAGAGCCCUUUUUUAACUGUGUUGAGGAGCCAAGCAUGUGCUACUACUACGAUGGCGAUGGGGUGUGUGAAGAUUUUGAGAGGGAAACGGGUGUGAGAGACUGUGGCCUUUAUACACCCAGUGGUUACUUAGACCAGUGGGCUUCCCGUGUUGAAGUUUCUCAUGAAGAAAAGCCAUAUUGCUCUGGGGAAGUGGCUGCUGGAUAUCCGGCUGUUACUAAGACAUGUCAGUCCAAAGUCUUUGAUUUAUCUGAUGGAGUCUCCCAGUACGCGUGGUUUCCAUGUCAAGAAGCUUACAGGCUAACAUCGGGAUAUUCUACGUACUGGCUAAAGGCACAUUUUUCCCAUCCCAUGGUGGCUGCAGCAGUAAUUGUACAUCUGGCUGCUGAUGGGACAAAAGUCAUUGACCAAACACAAUGCAAUAUUACUGUUCAGCUGGUGGACACCAAGGAUGGUCUCCACAGCCUAGGUGAAUGGCGCCUGAGCUGCCGCACUAACCCUUUGGUGAUCCCUGUGAGCCAUGACCUGUCAGUGGCCUUUUACCACACCAAGGCUAUCCUAGUCAUGUUUUCCUGUCAACUGGUUGCCAUCUCUGGCAUUGGCCUGCGAUCCUUCCAGUCUUUUGAUCCCAUCACAAUCAGUGGUUGCCAGAGCAACGAGAUCUACAACCCCACAGGACAGAGUUGUGUACAUUAUUCGUGCGAAGCCAUUGACUGCCAGGAACCUUUAAUCCGCAAUGCAGAGCUAAAGUGCAGUAGCCCCGGCCGCCAGUUCUACAACGGAGACCUCUGCACCAUUUCCUGCAACUCGGGGUAUGUCUUGCAAGUCCACCAGGAAGAUGACAUCAUCAAGACCCAGUCGGACUCUUCAGUAACAAUAACCUGUACAAAUGGGAAGUGGAACAAGCAGGUGUCUUGCGAGCCAGUCGAUUGCGGUAUGCCAGACAAAUACCAUGUGCAUCCUGCCAACUUCCAUUUCCCAGAGGGCACUACAUAUGGCAAGAAGAUCACCUUUGUUUGUCGUGAACCUGCUCAACUCAUUGGAACCAACAACACUCUUACCUGCCAGGAAGAUGGUCUGUGGUCCUUCCCUGAGGCUCUUUGUGAACUACGCUGCCCAGCCCCUCCUCCUGUACCAAAUGCUGUGUUACAAACAAAGCGCUGCAAUGAGACCGGCCUAAAAGUUGGCACCCUUUGCAAGUACAAAUGCAAGCCAGGCUAUCAUGUUACCAAUAAACCCAAAAGGCGUGCAUUUAAGCGUCAGUGCACAGAGGAUGGUACCUGGCUGGAGGGGGCAUGUGAGCCAGUGACUUGUAAUCCUCCGCCACCCAUUUUCCAUGGUUCUUACCACUGCACUGAUGGCUUCCGCUUUGACAGUGUCUGCAGACUUAACUGCUCAGAAUCUGCCGGUAAUCGUGAAGGAGGCUCUAUCCAUACGGUGAGGUUGCUGCAUUCUUCCUGCAAGCAGGGUGCAGCCUCCAAUAUGAUCCGCUGUAGGAAGGAUGGAAACUGGACUGGGUCAUUCCACCUGUGCCCGAACAGCAAAGGCCAGUGCUCAUUACCGCAAAACCUGCAUUAUAGCCUACAGUACUCAUGCAAGCAAGGAUAUGGCAUAGGUGAGGAGUGUGAACUGUCAUGCAGAGAGGGUAACAAUGAAGUGGUGAUUCUACCGAGUAACAUGACAGCAAUUUCUCUACUGGGACAACACUGGUGGAACCCGCAAAAAGUCAAGAGUAUAGUGUGCACAAUGGGACUAAAAUGGUAUCCUCCUCCUGAAUUGCUCCAUUGCAUCAAAGGAUGUGAGCCAUUCAUGGGUGACAACUACUGUGAUCCAGUCAACAAUAGGGCCUUCUGCAACUAUGAUGGAGGUGACUGCUGUCAUUCCACUGUCAAGACUAAGAAGGUAAUACCAUUCCCAAUCUCCUGCGACAUAGGGAAUGAGUGCUCCUGUCGUGAUCCUAAUGCUUCAGAGAACCUUAAUCGAAAUCAUGUCCGUACUGUUGGGUGACCAGCUUGAGCAGGGAUCAUCACUCGCUGCUCCGGGACCCUUUCUCUAACUCAACACAACCAGAAUUGCCAAACCAACCCUCUUCAUCCUCAUCUUGGCUCACAGUUUCCUGUACAUGCUGCUAAUAAAAGCAUACCUCUUCAUCUGUACUGCAAUCCCAACCGGCUUCCAUCUCCUUAUGAAAGGAAGAUAACGAACAAGAAUGAGACUCCAUUGAAUUUUUUUUUUUUUUUUUUUUUUGCUGCAAUACAAAAAGUAAACUGUGCAAUACAAGCCGUAAAUAUAUAUAUAUAGUAUUAAAAUACAGAAAAGAGACCUUUUCAAUAUCUCAGCCAAAAUAAAAAAAAAAAGUGUAACCAAGUCUAGGUAGCAUGCCUUUUGGUGACUUUUGUGCUGGCUUUAAUAAUGAUUUUAGUUACCUCAUUACAAUCACAUGAUUGAACCAAAGGUAUAUCAAAACAAGUGUGAGAUUGCGUUGAUGCUGGCUCGGGGUAGUGCUGAUAUGAUAAUAUACUGACCAGUGAUUUGAAUGAAUUCUCAAACACCGUAAAUAUGGGUUGGAUCUUGGAAUCAUACGACAGUCAUAUUGUUUUAAGUCACAAAUUAAACAUAUAAAAGGCUAAUUGCAAUAUGCAAAAAUUCUAAAUAGUCAAUUAUAGAAACCACAGUCUUGGAAAAUGUUACACAAAAGAAAUCUGCAUUUGAAAUGUUAACGUGGCUUUUCAUUCUAAUCCAUGAUAAAUAUUAGACUUAGGCAGUUUUGUCUUCUUUGAUGCUAAUAGUCCUCCCUAAUAGUAUUCAAUCAUUCUAACAUGUGGUUACACAACUCUGUCAUCUUGUAUUACAAAAGAAAACAUGAUGACAGCAUCACAUAUGAAAUGUACUAACAACUUCAAAAAAUCCAGAACCUCACUUGGCACCCCUCAUCUUAUGCAGCUGCCCCUGCUAAUAACUACAGUAUAUACCUUGAUUAUGACUUAAAGAAUGUUGUCUAUGACCUCACUUAGGGUUUGGGGUGAAUUAUUUUCAGUCAAAACUCCUCCCUUAUGGAACUAGUUUAAACCUUUGUUACCUCAAGAACCACGUUAAACUGAAAAAAGCAGAAAGUAAAUCCACUCCGGUCCUUUUCAGAAUGUAGAAAAUGCUUGUUUAAUGCUUGUAGCUUCCCUGAUCUUAGUGCUGCACACCACAUUCACACAGAAAUACAGGGAUAAAAGGUUGGAUAGACUGUCUGCCCAGCCCAAAUCUUAACAUCCUACCCAACCGACCUGCAGGCUUUAAUUUCACAGACUUUCUUCUGUCGCUGGGUAGUUAGUAAAUGUAAAAAUGACAUUUGGAUGUUUAUGUCAGCACAUAAUUUCCGGCCACAGUAUGCUAAACGCUCUGUAAGACAAAGUGCUGGGUUUGUUUUAGGUCAUUUACUAAUUCCACUACAUCUUCAGUACAAAGUGCACUUCUAUACAGCGUUUUUCUGUAUGUGUCUGUUCGCAUAAAGUAACUUUGUUAAACAAUAUAGCUGCUAUAAUAGAUUUCUAUUUUGUUACUCAAUUUUCCUGACACAUACAAACUGAGUUUUCAUGCAACAAUCGAUGUAGUAGUUCGCUCUGCAUCUCGGUCUAAUACUUUACUUCUAUUUUUUCAUGUCAACCACAAUCAAAGAGAUAUUUAGCAUAUAUAAUAACUAUCAUUUCACUUCAUCCAUGGUCUCUCUCUGACUCAUAUAUGGUAUUUAAAAUUCUUCCUGUGAACAUCAUCCUUCGUGUUAUUUCACAGCCGUUAAUUGUGGAGACCUAAAAGAAUACAAGAACAUGAAAAGAGCAAAGAUAUUUUCCACAACAUGAAUAUUUUUUGGAAUAUGCCAUAUUUAAUCAGCAUUCUUUUUAGAUGACCUCAAUUAUUGCACUUUCUACUCAGUAGUGAAAAAUGCAUAUCUUUCAAAAAAUCUUUUAGAAGCUGCUAUUAAAUGAAUGGCUGUCUAAGGCAAACUGCAUAGUAUUUAGCAAUUUGACCCCUUACAAUGCAGUUUGUUUUUCUAUUAGUUUUGUUUUCACGUGGCUUGUAUGCUAUUUUAUGCAGAUGACAUAUUGCUAUGCUACUCUGGAAACCAAAUGGGGUAUUUUGAAGCAUUGAAGCAUAUAUCCAUUUAGUCUAUGAAAAGCACCUAGAUAUACAGCAACGCUCUCCUCAAGGGAUGAGUUAUUUAAGUCAAACUAGACUGCAAAGGCUACAACAUGUGUGUUCCCUUGGUGUUUGCAUUGCGCCUAAGGUCCAAAAGGAAAAUUAGAAAGAAGCAGAAAAAAAACAAAAAAAAAAAACACAAUAAAUUCCCCCAACAAAAAGGAUUGUUGAAAGAUUGUAACUUUUGCAAAACAUGAGUAUUUGUGAGGACAUUUAAGGCUACAGGAUCUUCGGUGAUUACAUUUAUAAACUUUAUAUGAAAACUAUAUAUUCCUGGUAACUUUAUGUAUUCAAGAUGUAAUGUUUGUAUUUUAGAUUCUGCUGCCUCACACAUCAUUUCAUACUAGUGGUUAGUGACUCACGUAGAGUCGCACCACAUGCAGUGCCAUGGUUCAUCUGCUAGAGGUCAUAGAAAAGUAAUCCAAAUAGUUUAAAUGAAUCACUCUCAAACAAUGUAAAUAGUUAUACACUUGUAUUGACAUUAUCAUUUGUCUCUUCUGCAUAAUUAUAUCUUAAUGAUGUAAUAUAAUUUUAUGUUGUCACUAUAUAGAUACCAAAACAGCCAAUUGCAACUGACACAAAAGAAUUCAUAAGAAUAUUAAUUAACUUGAAAAUAUAAAGAAAAUUCCUAAAAUUGGAGAAGUUACCAAUAAGCCAGCUUACAAAAACAGUCAUGAGCGGGGGAGAAUACAUUUGUGCAUCAAAUGAGGACAUCUCCUCUCUACUGUAGACAUCACAUGAUCGCUUUGCUGUACCUCAUGCCUGUAAAGUUUGCUGCUUCUAUAGUUUUGGUAUUUUAGUGAAAUUUUGAGUCUCAUAAGAAUGGUGUAAAUAGUGCAACUAUUUAUUGAGAGUGUUAUACUUUUUAAGUUAUAUUUAAGUUCCAGUUAAAUUAUUUUUUACAUUCCUUUAUUAAUCAGCACAGUAUAUGUUGUGAGUCAUUUUGUCUCUCUGUUUAUGUUGUGAUUGUUGCUUUUAGGCAUUGAUCUGAUUAGUUUGGCCCAACAUUAUGAAACAGCUUAGGUCAAUGGGGAUAAUUUGGAGUUGAUAUUGCCUUGGAAAUUAUAUAUUUUUUCAUUUAAAGCCAGAAUUAUGUUUAUUUUUGUCUUUCUUUUAAAAACAAUGCACACAAAAGCCAUAUGUACAAGGAGUACUU
Molecule: messenger RNA, 9134 nt
Organism: Cyprinodon variegatus (sheepshead minnow)
Lineage: Eukaryota; Metazoa; Chordata; Actinopteri; Cyprinodontiformes; Cyprinodontidae
Gene: pappaa
Product: pregnancy-associated plasma protein A, pappalysin 1
Exons: 22
Coding region: 845-5800 (1651 amino acids)
Molecular function (GO): metallopeptidase activity
Source: RefSeq, a predicted model, not a curated record